AUGAAUGCUCUUCUUCGUUGCAUGAUUUCUCUUGUAUUAUUCUCUUCUCUUCUGAUAAAUCCUUGUUAUUGCUUCAAAAGGAAUCCAUUUAAUGUUUCUCAUUUUGAAAAGGAUAAGGAUGAUGAUGAUGAUGAUGAUAAAUGGCAAAAGGGAACAGCUACACAUUAUGGACCUCCAAAUGGUGCUGGAUCAACAGGAGGUGCAUGUGGAUAUGGUGAUACCGUAGAAAAAUAUCCGAUUAAUAAAAUGAUAUCUGCUGCCGGUGGAUCUAUUUUCCGUGGUGGAAAAGGUUGUGGUUCUUGUUAUAAGGUGAAAUGCACAGAAAAUAGUGAAUGUUCAGGAAAAUAUGUGAGAGUGACUAUAAGUGAUGAAUGUGGAGGAUGUGAUAAGGAUCAUUUGGAUCUAAGUUGCACUGCCUUUGCUUCCCUUGCAAAAAAAGGCGAAGAAAAUGCUAAAGAACUUCUCGAUGCUGGACGCAUUAAGAUUCAGUACAAAAGGGUUGCAUGCAAUUUUGGGAGGUCAAUAGCCUUUUUAAUUGAUAGUGGAGCCAACCCAUAUCAUUUUAUUGUUCAAAUACAAUAUCAAAAUGGAUAUGGUGACAUUGAAAAAGUUGAAUUGAAGCAUGGGCAUAAAUCAAAAGUAUGGGUUCCAAUGCAACAUUCUUGGGGUGCAAGAUGGUUUUUGAGCAAUAAUGGUGUACCGUUGAAACCUCCAUUUAGUAUUAAGCUCACACAAAGUGGAAAUGGAAAAUCCAAGACCUUUAAAGCUCGUAAAGUCAUUCCAAAAAGUUGGAAACCUGGCCAACUUUAUUGGUCACGUUCUAAUUUAUAG
This is a messenger RNA of Lathyrus oleraceus (garden pea), 831 nucleotides long. Its product is annotated as putative expansin-B2. The record is from RefSeq and is a predicted model, not a curated record. Gene Ontology annotation, biological process: sexual reproduction. Gene Ontology annotation, cellular component: extracellular region. The transcript has 2 exons. NCBI's taxonomy places the organism in Eukaryota, Viridiplantae, Streptophyta, Magnoliopsida, Fabales, Fabaceae. Bases 1 to 831 code for a protein of 276 amino acids.